CUUCACAACACUCUCAUUCGACCGGCUGCUCCUCGACUUGAUCAGCUAAACCUUGCUGGCAGCGUGAGAGCAGUACUAUGACUACGGCUUUUCUCAGAAAUUCUGCAACCUGGAAUGCCAUGCCCAGCAUUUAAAGUUCUGAAGAACUUUGACGGAAUUAGCGAGCACAAUGGGAAAUACUGUGAAAACUCCAAGAGCAUCUGAGGAAACAAACACGCCGAGCCAAACGGGUCAGGAGAGUGACUUCCUUGCUGUUCUCUAUGACUAUCCUUCAGCAGACAUAAGCCAACCUAUAUUUCACGUAGGGGAAAAAUUACGUGUGCUAUCAGAUGAAGGAGGCUGGUGGAGAGUCCAUUCCCUUACAACAGGUCGAGAAAAUUAUAUUCCAGGAAAAUAUGUAGCAAAGGUUUAUCAUGGCUGGUUAUUUGAAGGUCUGGGAAGAGAAAAAGCAGAGGAACUUCUACAGCUACCCAACACCAAGGUCGGCUCCUUCAUGAUCAGAGAGAGUGAAACUAGGAAAGGGUUAUAUUCCUUGUCAGUGAGGCACAGGCAAGUGAAACAUUACAGGAUCUUCCGCCUCCCAAAUAACUGGUAUUACAUCUCUCCACGACAAACCUUCCAGUGCCUUGAAGAUCUUGUCAAUCACUACUCAGAAGUUGCUGAUGGUCUCUGCUGUGUCCUUACAACACCCUGUCUCACCCAGUGCACUAACAACAACACCGUGAUGAAUCCAGUUCCUCCUGUGGUGAUGAGGAAUAAAAAUUUCAGCUGGAGAAACAUUCACAGGCUGGAGGUGACUGAAGAUACCAAAAGUACCCUGGCAGCAAUGGAUGACUCUUGCCUCAGCUAUGGCCUGAGGGAAAGCAUCGCUUCCUACCUCUCCCUAACUGAGGAUGACAACACUUCUUUUGCAAGUGCCAGAAAGAAGAAAUCCCAAUCUCUCAUGUAUACAGGGAGCAAACGUAACAGUAUCCUUCACUUGCCACCUACGUACUAUGACGACUAAAUACAAAACAAGCAGGAAAAAGCCACAAACUGACGAGUUAGGAGAGAAACCAGAGCAUCCUGUGGUCCUCCCAUCCUUCAACAGCUGGGAGAUACAAUCUGCUAAGCUGGUAACCAAAUGCCAGAAUGCUUCUGCAUUUCCUCGUCUAAAGAUCUUCUCAAGGGUGCUGUCCCAGCCAUGGCAUAUGCUGGGAAUGUCCCCAGUGCACCAGAACUGGAUCACAAGCAGGAUAAACUGAGACAGACUCUAAUUCAAAAGCCAAGUGGUGCAGGUGACUGUUCAGCAGGGGCGAUGCCCAGCAUUGUACAGAGGUGACUGCAUAGGGAAGAACUAACUGCAGCUCAAGAGCUUAAAUUAAGACUUACUCUGGUUUUCUCUACAAGGCUGAAAACCUUCUUUACAGAAUCUAUCUACACUGAAAAAAGGAGCAUUUUUCUUCUCAAGAUAGACUUAUCCAUUGUCAUCGAAAAUGGGUCAGAGAGACAUCAAUAACCCCAAGAAAGUAUCUGACAUCUGGCAUCCAAGAAAUCCACACCUGAUUAUAAUGACUCCAUAUUUACCUUUUAGGAGAAAAAAUUUAAAUCACUGACUUUAUAAGUAGCAUUUAAUUCACUUGCUGGCAAUGGCCUGCAGUGUCAUAAAACAGUCACAAAAUUAAGAACAGGUUUAAUUCACAGAGAAAAGCAGUUCCUACUUACACCUGAGAUGGGAGUUCAGGCAUAUCCAAACAUGUAGCUCAGCUGCUCAUAGUAAAGCAGAUAAACAGAGAACAAAGAGGGGUUUAAUUGAAAAGCAAGAUGUGAUGAUAAUGUGCCUAACUGCAAAGGUUGGCUUGGAAAGGUGUGACAUUUUAUGUGUAAAGGGAGCUAUUUUAACUUUGACUUCUGAAGUCAGCCACAUAUUUAUGUAUAAUAUUUAUAUUAAUAGCAGCUUUUAAAAUAAUUAAACUAAGGGAACAAAUCAGUAACAGUGGAUGUUGGAGAUUUUUCCUAAUUUCUUGUCUGACGAGGGUUAUGUCAAAUAGUAAUUACACUUUUCAUCAAAUCACUUAAGGAUUAGAGGGUUUUCUGAAAUUUCAUUUAUUUUUUUUUACCGGUAUGUACCCUUUUCUAAGUCAUAAAAGAGCAAGUAGCAUUUUCACAGAAUUCACAGAAUCACAAGGUUGGAAGAGACCUUCAAGAUCACCAAGUCCAAUCCAUGCCCCAACACCUCAACUAAACCAUGGCACCGAGUGCCACAUCCAGUCUUUUUUAAACACAUCCAGGGAUGGUGACUCCACCACCUCCCUGGGCAGACCCUUCCAGUACUUUCUUUUGAACCUGCUUGUGAUUGCUUUCUAAACCAAGCAGUCACUCUUGUUUGAGUGUGUAAAAUGCUGUCAAGCUGAGAUAGUUUCAUUCCAAUAUUCUCUUGUACCUUUCUGCACAGAUUUGAAUAAUGAAGGUUUUGAAGGUUUGGAGAAAUAGAGAAUUGGAGAGGUUUUAUAUAUAUAUAUAUAUAUAUAUA
Messenger RNA from Vidua chalybeata, 2512 nucleotides. RefSeq names its product Src like adaptor (gene SLA). Gene Ontology annotation, molecular function: protein binding. Bases 170 to 1006 code for a protein of 278 amino acids. The transcript has 8 exons. NCBI's taxonomy places the organism in Eukaryota, Metazoa, Chordata, Aves, Passeriformes, Viduidae. The record is from RefSeq and is a predicted model, not a curated record.